ACUAACGCAAAUCACGAUAUCAAAAGAGAAAAUGGCGACGUAAAUGUCGACUUCUAGAUUUACGAUUGUUUACUAGAUCUAGGUCUAAAUGACAAAAAUCUAGACCUAAAUGCGUUUGUGUUAUCAAAAUCUUCCUUAAACCGUUCAGCGUAUCCUAAUCUCUAUUUCGUAUGAGUUCAUUUGAAAAUUCCGGAUCACUGGACGGACAAGAGUCCGAAAGUGACCAGACUGGUGAUACUUCUUUUAGUUUUAUGAGCAGUGAAAUUAAAGCACCCAAACCUACAGAAAAUAUGUCAAAGCGUAGUGCUGCUGCCCAAGAGCUAAUCCUUCAAUACUACUGUCAACUGACAGAAGGCUGUGGAAAUGAGUCCUGUGAUAAUGAGAAUUGUGCCUCUAGUAAACAUUUUCGUCAUAAAGAAAGUGACAACAACAGGCUAGCACUGCAAGCAAUAGAGCUAUCUAAAGCCAAAGCCUCGCUCUGCGACAGAAGGCCCAACAAGAUUUCUCGCUUACCUACAAAUGAUGAGAAAGAUUUGACUUCCUCUGCUGAUGAAGACAAGUUAAAAAGUCAGCCUGUGGGUAUGGGAGCAAAGAGUAAAAUACCAUCCCCAACAUCUUCUACAGUUGACUAUAGCUCUAUUCUUUUACCAAGUGGCAGCAACACUUCAUUAGAGACCCAGUAUUUCACAGAAGACAAAAUAAUAUCCUUGAUUUCUGAAUGCCAGUCUAGCAACUCUUGGUUAAAACUUGUUCAUCAAAUAGGAUCUGUAUUUAAUAGUCCAGAGCUGCUCAUCAAAAGCUUUAGAAAAGACUUGACCACAUCACCUACUAAAGGUGGGAAUACAUCUAAUCAGGAUGAAAGCACAGUCUUGCCAGAUCCUCUCUGUACAUCUCAGACAUCUCUAUGUUCUAAUAAAGAUGUGUUUGUAACAGUGGAUAUUUUGUCUGUGAGACAAGCAUUUCAGCGCCUUUUAGAAGUACCAGACCAUCCGUUUCAGGGUGCAUUAAUUAAUGCCCUGACUGCGCUUUCCCGUACUGUAGAGAUGGAACUGAAGUAUCACAACAUCUUGGAGCGCCAACCUGACUACAUCAAUAUAUUUAUCAUUGUGAUGGAAAUACCUAUGCUUCAUUUUCCCGAGUAUUUAGAAUGCGCCUUUCCAAAUAUAUGUAAAGUUAUAGGCAUGUUACCAGUCAGCACACAGGCCAAACUUGCCAAAAUAUGGUCAUCAUAUGGACAGAUUCGACUUAGAGAGAUGGUUCAGUCUCUUCAGCAGAUGAUUACUGUUAAGGUGAUAAACUGUGAAGGACAAUGGUCCUCAGUCCUAAGGCUGUGUGAUGAUAUGUCCAUUACAAAUGCAACUCGAGUGUUAAAGAUACUCUAUUAUGCCAGCUUGCUUGGUGGUAAGAUGGACAGCGUUGAUUUGGUGGAAGAGGAACUCAAGCUGAAUGAACAAGAGUCUAUACAAGAACUCAUGCAAGGUGCUUUUGGAAUUGAGCCAAAGGAGACACCUCCAGUCAGGGAGGACCCUUUAGGCAAAGAGUUGGGAGUCAAGGCCAUAAACUGUCGGGAGCCUCUUAUACCAUAUGAGGAGUUUAUUAAUGAGCCAUUGAAUGACUGUAUAGACAUUGGGACGGACUACACCAAUCACAGGCUGGAUCCAGAAAAAAAGUUCUCCUUUGUGCCCUACAGCUUCAUACUUACGACUGCUUCCAAACAUACCUUCAUGUAUUAUGAUAACCGCAUUCGUAUGCUGCAGGAAAGAAGGACAGCGUUUGUUCAGACUUUGGUGCAUGGUGGUGCGCCGAAUCCGUUCUUGAGAGUACGAGUGAGGAGAGAUCAUAUUAUUGAUGAUGCACUUGUCAAUUUAGAAAUGGUUGCUAUGGACAACCCUAGUGACUUACGUAAACAACUGUUUGUGGAAUUUGAAGGAGAACAAGGACUUGAUGAAGGAGGUGUAUCAAAAGAGUUCUUUCAGCUGAUUGUCGAGGAACUGUUUAAUCCAGAUAUUGGUAUGUUUACUUACAAUGAGGACUCCCAUCACUACUGGUUCAACUCGUUGUCUUUUGAAAAUGAUGCACAGUUCACGCUGAUCGGCAUUCUCUUGGGGCUGGCUAUUUACAACAGUUGUAUUCUUGACAUCCAUUUCCCUAUGGUGGUCUACAGGAAAUUGAUGGGGAAAAAAGGGACAUUUUUAGAUCUUUACGACGUUGACCCAGUUCUAAUGUCAAGCUUGAAGGAAAUGUUGGAGUACAGUAAAGAUGACUUUGAGGAUGUGUUUGAUCAGGUGUUUAGAAUUGGCUAUCAUGAUGUAUUUGGCAACAGUCACACAUAUGAUUUGAAAGAGAAUGGUGACUCUAUACCAGUGACUCAGGAAAAUAAACAGGACUUUGUGGAUUUGUAUUGUGACUAUCUGCUGAACAAGUCAAUUGACCAACAGUUUCGGGCCUUCAAGCGAGGGUUCUUAAUGGUGACCUCUGAAUCACCUCUUAAACAGUUGUUUCGUCCAGAGGAGAUAGAGCUGUUGGUCUGUGGCAGCAAGGAAUUAGAUUUCCAUGCUUUGGAAGAGGCAACAGAGUAUGAUGGUGGUUUUGCAGCAGACUCUCCAACAAUAAGAAACUUCUGGAAAGUUGUUCAUGAAAUGGUGGAAGAUGACAAAAAGAAAUUACUGCAGUUCACAACAGGGACAGACAGAGUUCCGGUUGGUGGCUUAUCAAAACUGAAAAUGAUCAUCUCACGGAAUGGACCCGACUCUGACAGACUACCCACGUCUCACACAUGCUUCAAUGUCCUCCUCCUCCCUGAGUACCCCACAGUGGAGAAACUGCGAGACAGACUCCUGAAAGCAAUCAACUACUCCAAGGGCUUUGGAAUGCUGUGAUUUGUUUUUGUUAUUAAUAGACAUUUCAUGAUUUGCUUUGGCCUCUCAGGCUCCUCGUGUCCCCCCUCACUCAGUCACCACACAGACAUUGGACAAGAAAGAUUUGGAUGUUAUUGUUCAUUUGUGUGUGCUUGUACUUUUGUAUAAAUUAUUUGAACCCAGAAAAGACUGUUGACAGCAUUUUUCUUUUCUUUGUCAUGAAGGCUAGUUUGGAUUUCUUGUUAACAUCACCAGGUAAAACUCAGACUGUGAUAAGGCUGGGUGCUACUUAAGGAUCUGGGGAAUUAUAAUAUUUCAGUUUUAUCAUUCGGAAUUAAAAUUCCUUAUAAAUAUUUAUAAAUUUCUCUUUUUUAUUUAUUUUAUAGAGAAAUUUAGUGGUUCUAAAACAUCAGUCCGUAAGUCUAUUAUGUAACUUUUGGCAUAAAAGAAUAAUCUUUAAAUUGAUUUUAAAAUUUAUAUUGAUAAUUAAGUUGGUCAAAAGCCAGACAUUUCAAUGGCAUUUUUUUCUGAUCAUAUUGAAUCAGUAGUAAGAUGGUUUAGUCAAUUUGGAAUGUUAAAAAAAUUAACACCAAAAUGUGCCAUGAAGUUUACGAUAGAGGCAUUUGUUAAAUUGGUGUAAGCAGUGCUUUUCAUUGAGUGAUGACAUAGUUUUUCAUUAUCUUAAUGCAAAAUUGCAAACAAAAUAAUGUGAAAAUUCAUAAAGUGCCCUAUUGUGACCUAGAAGUUAAUAGAACAGAUGGUAAAAAGCGAUUUGAUUUUGAUUUGAUUUUUGGCACAUCUGCACAAUUCAGGCCAAUGCUAAAUGAGGCUGUUGUGUGGUCAGCACAAUGACCUACAACCUAUGCCAAUCUGAAUUGAAUUGAUCACGUUACAUUAAUAUUAAAUUAUUGUUUCUUCUGUAUUUUAAAUUUCCAUUUUAUUUGGCUUUGGAAUCAUUUGCUGUAAUGAUUCUUUUUUUUAAUACUGGAAUAGCUCUGUCUCCAUUUAAAAGAAAUCUGUAGAUAUUGCACCCUGUCUUAAUCUUGUGAUAGUACCAUAUGCUAUGCUAUAAUCAAACAUUUUUAGGAUUUUUUGUUAGUUGAACAAAAGAAUAACAUAAUAAUGGUUCUUACUUUUUAAAAUUUUUUAUUUUUAUUUGCCAUUUAAAAAAGUGAUUAAAUAGUAUUAACAUUUUAGAUUCAUUUCUUAUUGCAAGGGAAUCCCAUUCUCUCUUUUGUUGUAGUAUGAAAAAAGAGAGAUUACUGCUGUUAGACAUCAAGAUGUUUUGACAGUCUCUUUGGUACAAUUAUAGGAAAACAAUAUCAUAAGCACUUUAGGUUGAAUCACAGAUCUGUGUUGCUUUGCUCAUUCAAAUAAUCAAACAUUAAUGAGUGAAGUGUCUGUCCAUAGACAAAAGUGAUCUUCUGCUUAAUAGUAUUGGUUCAUUUCCCACUAUAGUGGUACUCGCUGUCAAUUAAAAAACUAACUAAGAUAGGCUCGCUGCAAUACUGGCAGAAUGCAGUCCAGUAUUUAAGCCUAGGCCUCUGUUCCUUCUUUUCUUCCUUCCAUUUAUUUCUCUGACAUUGUCUUCUCCCAGAAGUGUUUGGGUAUUUAUGUGAUGCUAUCAUUCUGAGACCUAGUGGUCCCUUAAAACAUUCGUGCUGUGGUCAGUUCUAGUGGCUUAGGUUUGAUACUUCAAAGCAGAGAGCUACUUUAGUUUUUCGGCUCAAUUUUAUCAACUGUUCAUUUAUAUUUAGUCUUUAGCCCUUGUUAUGACUACUAACUAAAGUCUGAUCAAAUGUUUCUUUUACUUGGCUACUCUCAUUACUGAAGAUAUUCAUCCCAUGCGUAUUUAAAUACCAUCUCUACCUUUCCUACCAAAAAGUCACUUACUAUAUCCCUCGGAAUGACUGCAUCUCUUUCACCAUUGAAUACUGACUUCAUGAAAUGACUCUACUUUCUUCCCUCCACCCUGUGUCAACUUGCAGCUGUGUGUACCUUAUCUGUGAUUCAAGUGAAUGGUUUUGUCUGCGCACAUCAGCAAAUGGAAAUAAUUGUGACUUCUUGAGUGGCUGUUGCUUGCUAGACUGUUACUCACUUGUAGAGGACAGUGUGGCAUAGAAUUAAUUAAUUCUUCGCUGCACUCAUUAGUAUUUGGAUGUAAAAAGUACAAUUUUUAUUUCUGGGUUAUGCCAACAAUAUUCUUUUGUUUUGUUUUUGUGUAAAAAUAUUUUUUUUUUGGUUGAACUGUUCUGCUGUCCAGGUAUAGAAGUUAUAAUAUAGAAUGCUUGUAAUGAUUUUUGUUUUGAACAUUUGAUAAUAAAAUGGUGUCUUUAUGAGAAGACCAAAAAAGUA
Messenger RNA from Biomphalaria glabrata, 5213 nucleotides. RefSeq names its product ubiquitin-protein ligase E3A-like. Lineage: Eukaryota; Metazoa; Mollusca; Gastropoda; Planorbidae. Gene Ontology annotation, molecular function: ubiquitin-protein transferase activity. The record is from RefSeq and is a predicted model, not a curated record. The transcript has 12 exons. Bases 171 to 2879 code for a protein of 902 amino acids.